CUCCCUCCCGCUCGCUCUCCGUCUCUCUAGCUAUAGAGGGCUCCCACAGCAGUUCCCAGCCAGUGUGUUCAGCCUGCCUGCCUGCCUGCCUCUGUGUGUGUGUGUGUGUGUGUGUGAGUGUGUGCGCGCGCGCGCGUGUGUGCGAGCGUGUGCGUGCGUCUACUUUGUACUGGGAAGAACACAGCCCAUGUGCUCUGCAUGGACGUUACUGAUACUCUGUUGAGCUUGAUUUUCGACAAGCAGGCAAGAUGUCCAGCACACCACAUGACCCCUUCUAUUCUUCUCCUUUCGGCCCAUUUUAUAGGAGACAUACACCCUACAUGGUCCAACCAGAGUACCGGGUCUAUGAGAUGAACAAGAGGCUGCAGUCGCGCACCGAGGAUAGCGACAACCUCUGGUGGGAUGCGUUUGCCACUGAGUUUUUUGAAGAUGACGCCACAUUAACCCUUUCAUUUUGUUUGGAAGAUGGACCAAAGCGAUACACUAUCGGCAGGACCCUCAUCCCCCGUUACUUUAGCACUGUGUUUGAAGGAGGGGUGACUGACCUGUACUACAUCCUCAAACACUCCAAAGAGUCCUACCACAACUCCUCCAUCACGGUGGACUGCGACCAGUGUGCGAUGGUCACUCAGCAUGGGAAGCCCAUGUUUACCAAGGUAUGCACAGAAGGCAGACUGAUCUUGGAGUUCACCUUUGAUGAUCUCAUGAGAAUAAAAACAUGGCACUUUACCAUUAGACAAUACAGAGAAUUAGUCCCAAGAAGCAUUCUAGCCAUGCAUGCACAAGAUCCUCAGGUCCUGGAUCAGCUGUCCAAAAACAUCACAAGGAUGGGGCUAACAAACUUCACCCUCAACUACCUCAGGUUGUGUGUAAUACUGGAGCCAAUGCAGGAACUGAUGUCCAGACAUAAAACUUACAACCUCAGUCCACGAGACUGCCUGAAGACCUGCUUGUUUCAGAAGUGGCAGCGGAUGGUGGCACCGCCAGCAGAACCCACAAGGCAACCAACAACUAAACGGAGAAAAAGGAAAAACUCCACCAGCAGCACGUCCAACAGCAGCGCUGGGAACAACGCCAACAGCACGGGCAGCAAGAAGAAGACGCCGGCCGCCAACCUGAGUCUGUCCAGUCAGGUACCUGAUGUGAUGGUGGUAGGAGAGCCAACUCUGAUGGGAGGUGAGUUUGGGGACGAGGACGAAAGGCUAAUCACUAGAUUAGAAAACACGCAGUAUGAUGCGGCCAACGGCAUGGACGACGAAGAAGACUUCACCCAUUCACCCGCCCUGGGGAACAGCAGCCCUUGGAGCAGUAAACCUCCCGCCACUCAAGAGACCAAAUCAGAAAACCCCCCGCCCCAGGCUUCCCAGUAAGAUUGAUGGGCGCCAGAAUCCGUGUCACUCGCCCCGUGGGUUACACUCACUAGUUCACAUCCUUACUUAACAGGAGAAGAAGGAGGAGACUUUCAAACCGUCCCACGUCAAUACCGAUUUCUAAACCACAAUGAUCCGAGUUUCUUGCUUUGCUUUUUUUUUUUUUUUUUUUUUUUUUAAUUGAAAGGAUCAUUCUAAAUACACUUCCAUGACCCCUCCCGGGAGGCCUUGACAGGUAACACAGAUACUGGCACGGAUCGUAAUUAAAACCAGAGCGAAGGCUAGGGCUUCUCUUGGCUCGGUUUUGCCCACGUUUGUUAAAUGUCCUUCCCCCGCCCCGCCCCGCCUGCAUCCAGCCAAGGCCAUACCGUCAAUCAAGCCUCCGUGCUCAGAAUCGCAUUCUAUGCCGAACCCAACUACAGAUGACUUUUUAAUAUUGUAAAAUAUUUUCUGCUUUUUUGACUUGCAUCUGAGAGUUUCUUGUUUCAGUAAAAAAAGAAAAGGAAAAAAAAUCCGCUUUUGGAAAGUAAUUUAAAUGUACCUUUAUAUAUUUGUUUCCUUCAUCCUUUUCGUUCAUUGGGGAACAGCUAAGAGGGCCCAGCAGGGUAAUUUAUGGCCAAGCUAAUGUCAGGUGGUCCUCGAGCCCGAGGAGGUUCAACGGAGCCCGAGUGCUGAAACAAGAAAUGUCUUUUUGUCAUCAAAGACACCGAGGCAGACGUUUAUGUAAAGAAAGGUGCUUGGCCCCUUGAGAAUGUAUGCGUUUGUAAAAUUGCUGUUGAUCCAAAUAUUUUCAAGCCAUGUAAUCCAUUCAUUUUGUGGGCAGUUGAAUAAAUCUGAAAUUCUUUUUGUGGGUUUUUUUUUUUUUUUGUAUUGUAUCUGAGUUGACUGUUGUUUCUUUUUCAUAGUAUAUUACCUGUAUAAUAUUUUGUAAAGCCCUCACCUGGUUCUUUUAUGGGGACUUUUCUUUGGGGGCAAUUCCAGUGUAUUUAUGUGAAACUUUAUAAAAGAACUAAUUUUUCCAUUUGCAUAUUAAUAUGUUCCUCCACCCUUGUAAAGACACAGUGGCUCCGUGUGUUACAAAACAGCUGUAUUUUAUGUAUGCUUUACUGAUAAGUGUGCCAAUAAUAAACUGUGUUAACGACCAAA
Phacochoerus africanus (Common warthog) is the source of this 2516-nucleotide messenger RNA. RefSeq names its product LIM domain binding 2 (gene LDB2). NCBI's taxonomy places the organism in Eukaryota, Metazoa, Chordata, Mammalia, Artiodactyla, Suidae. Gene Ontology annotation, biological process: positive regulation of transcription by RNA polymerase II; nervous system development; negative regulation of transcription by RNA polymerase II. Gene Ontology annotation, molecular function: LIM domain binding. The record is from RefSeq and is a predicted model, not a curated record. Bases 249 to 1370 code for a protein of 373 amino acids. Gene Ontology annotation, cellular component: nucleus; transcription regulator complex. The transcript is spliced from 8 exons.